This is a messenger RNA of Trichosporon asahii var. asahii CBS 2479, 1302 nucleotides long. Its product is annotated as DNA-(apurinic or apyrimidinic site) lyase. The record is from RefSeq and is a predicted model, not a curated record. The transcript has a single exon. NCBI's taxonomy places the organism in Eukaryota, Fungi, Basidiomycota, Tremellomycetes, Trichosporonales, Trichosporonaceae. Bases 1 to 1302 code for a protein of 433 amino acids. Gene Ontology annotation, molecular function: phosphoric diester hydrolase activity; DNA binding; DNA-(apurinic or apyrimidinic site) endonuclease activity. Gene Ontology annotation, cellular component: mitochondrion; nucleus. Gene Ontology annotation, biological process: base-excision repair.
AUGCCGGCCCGCAAGCGUGCCGCGUCGACAGCCUCUUCCCUCUCCCCUCCGCCAGCGACCAAGGCGAAGGCGACGAAGAAGAAGGCGCCCAAGUCCAAGUUCCCCGCCGCGAUCGACGUCUCGAACCACCCGCCCAGGCAAGGCCUGCCGGCCUACGAGUUCCCGACCCCGCACAAGACGAACGGCGCGAUUGUGCCGCCAGACUACUCCCAGACCCUCUUCGUCGGUGCGCAUGUGUCCAUCGCGGGCGGCGUCGCCGGCGCCCUCCUCCGAGCCGGCAAGAUGGGCGCGAACGGCCUCGCAAUGUUCGUCAAGGGGCACCGGACGUGGAAGGCCAAGCCGAUGGAUGCCGAGACGGUCGAGGACUGGAAGAAGCUCUUCAAGCCCGAGUCUGAGGAAGGACUGGGCUACGGCCCGCAGCACGUUCUCGUGCAUGGCAACUACCUCAUCAACCUCGGCAACCCGGACGAGGCAAAGUGGAAGCAGGCUUACGAGUGCUUCCGCGACGACAUUGCCCGCUGCCACCAGCUCGGUAUCAAGCUCUACAACUGGCAUCCCGGGAGCACUGUUGGCGCGUGCACCAAGGAGGAGAGCUUUGCGCUCGUCGCCAAGGCGAUCAACCAGGUGCACAAGGACGUGCCCGAGGUCGUGACGGUGAUUGAGAACAUGGCGAACGCCGGCAGCAAUAUCCUCGGCACGGCCUUUUCGGACCUUGCGUCCAUGAUCGAGCUCGUCGAGGACAAGGACCGCGUCCGCGUAUGCCUCGACACGUGCCACCUCUUUGCGGCGGGGUACGACUUCCGCACGCCCGAGGCGUAUGCGAGCAUGAUGGACGACUUUGAGCAGACGGUCGGGCGCAAGUACCUCGGCGGCAUCCACCUGAACGACUCCAAGGGCGAGCUCGGGUGCAACCGCGACCUGCACGAGAACAUUGGGCUCGGCUGUAUCGGCCUGAGCGGGUUCCGGAAUCUCAUGCGCGACUCGGGCAUGGCGGGCAUCCCCAUGGUGCUCGAGACGCCGAGCGGGCCGGCCAAGUCGGUCGAGGACGGCGAGCUCGACAUCUGGACAAAGGAGGUGGCGCUGCUAUAUGAGAUUCAGAAGAUUGGCGUUGAGGACUGGACAGAGGACAAGGAGAAGGAGGUCACGGAGCGGUGGAGGAAGGAGCGUAAUGCCAUCGAUCCGCCGAAGGGCAAGGGCAAGCCGCCGCCGAAGAAGGCUGCUGCCAAGAGGGCCGCGAAGAAGGGCAAGAAGAAGGACGAGACGUCGGACGAGUCCGAGUCCGAAGCCGACUUUAGCGACUAG